Molecule: messenger RNA, 5980 nt
Organism: Anarrhichthys ocellatus (wolf-eel)
Lineage: Eukaryota; Metazoa; Chordata; Actinopteri; Perciformes; Anarhichadidae
Gene: dcaf1
Product: ddb1 and cul4 associated factor 1
Exons: 24
Coding region: 1-4629 (1542 amino acids)
Biological process (GO): protein ubiquitination
Cellular component (GO): Cul4-RING E3 ubiquitin ligase complex; nucleus
Molecular function (GO): histone H2AT120 kinase activity; nuclear estrogen receptor binding
Source: RefSeq, a predicted model, not a curated record
AUGGCGUCGGCUUCUGCCAGUGUGGACUCCAAGGCAGAGCUGACUGCUCUACUGGAACAGUGGGAGAGGGAGCAGCAAGGCGGCACUCAGGAGCUGGUCAGCAUCCUCACGAAAAUCUCUGAGCUGGUUGAGAAAGAGACAGAGGAGUACCACAAAGCGGACCCUGACCCCUUUGAUGACCGACACCCUGGGAGAGCUGACCCCGAAUGCGUGUUAGGACACCUGCUCAAGAUCCUGUUCAAGAAUGAUGACUUCAUGAACACGUUGGUGAAUAGCUAUGUGAUGACCAGCAGAGAAUUCUCCCUUAAUGCAGCAGCCUGUCGCCUGCUUCAGAACAUCAUGCCUGGUUUGGAGACGGCCGUGGUCUUUCAGGAGAAGGAGGGCAUAGUUGAAAGGCUGUUUAAGUGGGCUCAGGAGGCCGAGCAGCCCCUCAGAAUCUACGCCACAGGCUUGUUGGCCGGCGCUAUGGAGAACCAGGAUAUCGCAGCCAACUACAGGGAGGAGAACUCUGUUUUGGUUCCUUUGAUGCUGCACCGGAUGCGUGAGCUUCAGGAUAAGGACGCGGAGAAUAAAAGGGACAUCAAACGCCCCAGCCCCAGGAAGACGUUGAGCGAGCCGCUGCUGCCUUUGGACGAGGAGACCGUCGACGGAGGCUUCGAGGAGAAGCCCUUCACACCGGGGAGAAACGGAGCGGAGGGGGCGGGGCCGGAGGAGGACGGCGGAAUUCCCUUCUCGACCAUCGAGCCCGAAAACGAGCUUUCGUUCCGACUCAACUCCCCCCAUAAGACCAGCAGCCACGCCAACUCGGCCGUUAAGACCAUGAUGAAGCCCAUGUCCGCCCCGGGGUCGCUGAUACACCAAGGCGUGUCGGACGGCAGCAGCUACCUAAAAAGGAAGGCGGAGAGAGAGAGCGGCAGGACCCUGAAACAGAAGCUAAAUUUCUCUCUGCCAGACCCAGACAGGAACUUCAGUGAGCUUUCCAACAGCAGCUGGUCUGAGACGAGCCCCUGGGUGAUCGGCAACAAUUACCACCUGUACCCUCUGACCCCGGAGAUCGAACAGAGGCUCAUCCUUCAGUAUCUCACUCCUCUGGGAGAAUAUCAGGAGCUGCUGGCCGUGUUCAUGCAGAUGGGAGCUCGUGAGCUGCUCAUGCAUUACAUGGACCUAAAGCAGACCAAUGACGUGCAGCUCACCUUCGAGGCUCUGAAGUACCUGGCGUCUCUGCUGCUGCACAAGAAGUUCGCUGCAGAGUUCGUGGCUCACGGAGGAGUUCAGAAGCUGCUGGAAAUCCCCCGGCCGUCCAUGGCUGCUACCGGAGUGUCUCUGUGCCUGUACUACCUCGCCUAUAACCAGGACGCCAUGGAAAGGGUGUGCAUGCUGCCUCACUCCAUCCUGUCGGACGUGGUUGGUUACACGCUGUGGCUGCUGGAGUGCUCGCACGCGUCCGGCUGCUGCCACGCCACCAUGUUCUUCUCCAUCUCCUUCUCCUUCCGCGCCGUCCUGGAGCUCUUCGACCGGCAGGACGGGCUCCGACGCCUCGUCAACCUGAUCAGCACUCUGGAGAUCCUGAACCCGGAGGACCAGGGAGCGCUGCUGAGCGAUGACGAGAUUUUCUCCAGCAGGCAGACCGCCAAGCACACCUGCAUGGCCCUGCGCAGGUACUUUGAGGCCCACCUGGCCAUCAAGGUGGAGCAGGUGAAGCAAUCCCUCCAGCGCACAGAGGGGGGCGCCCCCAUUCACUCCCAACCAUACUACAAGGCGGUCAGCUAUAGCCGCGAGCAGGUGGUGGAAAUGAUGGAGUUUCUGAUCGAGUACGGUCCGCUCAGACUCUACUGGGAACCAGCGGAGUUCUUUCACAAGCUGUCAUGUGUCCAGCUCCUCCUGCAGCUCAUUUCCAUCGCCUGUGACUGGAGGACCUACUAUGGCAGGAGCGAUACAGUGCGUUAUGCUCUCGACAUCCUGAGCAUCCUCACAGUUGUUCCAAAGACCCAGCUGUUGUUGUCGGAGGCCGUCGCUGUGCUUGAUGAGGGAGGAUCCUCUGUUUCCACUGUUGGAAUGAGUAUAGUCCUGGCAGUAGCAGAGGGAGAGGUAUUUGUAAAUGAUGCCGACAUUCAGAAGUCGGCUCUGCAGGUCGUCAUCAACUGCGUCUGUGCUCCGGACAAACGCAUGUCCAGCAUUGGCAAGUUCAUCGCAGGCACCCCCCGUCGCCGCCUGCCUCAGCAGACCAAAGCCAGCGAGAGUGUGCUCACUAAGAUGUGGAACGUGGUGCAGUCCAACAACGGCAUCAAGGUGCUGCUGUCCCUGCUGACGGUGAAGAUGCCCAUUACCGAUGCAGAUCAGAUCCGAGCUCUGGCCUGUAAGGCUCUGGUGGGUCUGUCUCGCUCCACCUCCGUCAGACAGAUCAUCAGCAAGCUGCCUUUGUUCAGCAGCGGACACAUCCAGCAGCUCAUGAAGGAGCCCGUGCUCCAGGACAAACGCAGCGAACACGUCAAGUUCUGCAAGUUCGCGGCCGAGCUGAUAGAGAGGAUCUCCGGGAAGCCGCUGCUGAUCGGUACGGACGUGUCUCUGGCGUGGCUGCAGAGGGCCAGCGUGGUCGCCAAGUCCAGGAUCUCCUUCCCUGAGAAAGAGCUGCUGCUGCUUAUUAGGAACCACCUCGUGGCCAAAGGCCUUCACGACACAGCCACGACUCUCACAAAGGAGGCAGACCUCCCGAUGGCGUGUCUGUCUCACCCGCCACAUGCGGCUUCUGCUUUCCCCCCCGUCGCUCCUCCCCCACCCGGCUCCCCUGUCGCCACGUUACCCCGCACGCCACGUCUGGCCAACGGUGUCGGGUUGAGACUCGUAAGCCAUCCCGCUCACUCGUCCACCCCGGGGUCCAGCAAUCCACAAACACGUCCCUCCACGUCACAGCCCACCGUGUCCUCCUCCGCUGUGUUCCCCUCCACGUCCAUCACGCCGUGCACCAACGGCUCCCCGCUCAUCGGACGGAUCGUUUUCUCGCGGGAACGGCAAGCCGCGUGCGCCACGGUGAGCUGCAAGAAACCCCGGGUGCUGAGACAGAAGUCUGACCACGGCGCCUUCAGCCAGAGUCCGGCCAUGAAGAAGCAGUUCGACCGGCACCUGCCGUCCCCGCCUGCGUUAGACAGCAUCAUCACAGAGUACCUGAGGGAGCAGCAUGCGCGCUGUAAAAACCCCGUGGCAACGUGCCCGCCCUUCUCCCUCUUCACCCCCCAUCAGUGCCCCGAGCCCAAACAGAGACGCCAAGCACCCAUCAACUUUACAUCCCGUCACACUCGGAGGGUUAUAUAUCCUAAAUACGGAGGGGUGGACGGAGGCUGCUUCGACAGACAUCUCAUCUUCAGCAGGUUCCGUCCCAUCUCCGUGUUCCGGGAGGCAGAAGAGGACGAGAGCGGGUUCAUGUGUUGUGCCUUCUCAGCUCGCGAGCGGUUCCUGAUGCUCGGGACGUGCACGGGGCAGCUCAAACUCUACAAUGUGUUUACAGGCCAGGAGGAAGCCAGCUACAGCUGUCACAGUUCAGCCAUCACUCACCUGGAGCCCUCGCGGGAUGGCUCUCUGCUCUUAACGUCGGCCUCUUGGAGUUACCCGCUGUCUGCUCUGUGGGGCAUGAAAUCAGUCUUCAUCAUGAAGCAUUCUUUUCUGGGCGACCAUUACGUGGAGUUCAGUAAGCUCUCACAAGAUCGUGUCAUUGGGACGAAGGAACACAUAGCGCGGAUUUAUGACAUCCAGACGGGUCAGGUAACUCUGAAGUUAAACAACCCGGACCUGGCCAACAACUACAAGAGGAACUGUGCCACCUUCAACCCGACAGAUGACCUGGUGCUGAACGACGGGGUGCUGUGGGACGUGCGCACGGCUCAGGCCAUCCACAAGUUUGACAAGUUCAACAUGAACAUCAGCGGCGUGUUCCAUCCCAACGGCCUGGAGGUCAUCGUCAACACGGAAAUUUGGGAUCUGCGGACCUUCCACCUCCUCCACACGGUCCCCGCUCUGGACCAGUGCCGAAUAGUCUUCAACAACAACGGCACCGUCAUCUAUGGAGCGAUGUUGCAGGCCGACGAUGAAGACGACAUGAUGGAGAUGCAGAUAAAAAGUCCGUUUGGUUCGUCGUUCAGGACCUUCAAUGCCACGGACUACAAACCAAUCGCCACUAUUGAUGUCAAGAGGAAUAUAUUUGAUCUUUGCACUGAUACCAAAGACUGCUACCUUGCUGUGAUUGAGAACCAAGACUCUGUGAACACUGACACGGUGUGCAGGCUGUACGAAGUCGGCCGGCAGAGACUUGCAGAGGAAGAGGAGGAGGACGAGGAGGAUCAGGAGGAUGACGAUCAGGAGGAAGACGACGACGACGAGGACUCGGACGAUGACAUCGACACGGAUCCUCUCAUCGCCGAGCUGGAGAACGGCGACGAUGAAGAGGAGGAUGAUGGGAAUGACGAAUUCUCUCCCUCCGACGAAGAGGUGUCACGCCUGCUCGAAGACGGUGUUGACGUCGGGGACGACGACGACGAGGACGACUCCGAUAAUGACGACGUUGAUCUGGAUGGAGACAACGACAGCACCGACAACUCUGACCUCGAGGACGACAUCAUCUUAUCCCUGAACGAGUGAGGAGCCACCGGCGUCCAGGACCCGAGGAUCCGGACGACAUGUCGAGACCUCUUCCUCGCAGACGUUUGAGCUGCAGAGCGGGAGGCGAGAGGAGCCGAUAGCAUCAGCAGAUGAGGUGGGAGAUAACGUGGAGCGCUGCCAGUUUGAAACAGUAGGUGUCUGCACUCUGAGUGACAAGACCGAGGGAGAACAAUCCCAUAGAGAUUUGCACACAAAUUGACUUACUGGUGGGCCAGAAAAUGAUUGUAAACGCUAUAGUUUUAUAUGUAUAAAAAAAAAGAAGUGUGGUUGAUGAGGAGAGAAAAUGUGCGGUGAGGAAAAGUUUUAUAUUUUAUCACAUUUACGGCUUUUUUAAGCGAGCCUCUUCAUUUGGUAUUGAUUCACUCACUUUGUAAGCCUCUGUUUGGUCACAGAUUAGUGUUUGUUGGAGGAAAAGCUCACUGCAGCGCUGUGUGGUCUGCGUUUGUGUGGCAAAGGAUACGACGACGCGAUCUCUCUCUCUCUCUCUCUCUCUCUCUCUCUCUCUCGCUCUCUCGCUCCGUGUUUUUGCCAGGACGCCCGGAAUGAUCACCAAAAAGUAAUAAAGCUUUUGAAUCAGGCAGCUAACCUAAUGCACAAACACGUCGCCGAUGGCAUCAAAGCCACCUUCAGGUUUUACUCUUAAAACCGCUGACCAAAAAACACCACACACACACACACACACACACACACACACACACACACAGCAGUGCCAUUCGUGAACGUCGCCUCCUGAUUUGAUUUAUGUAAGGAGAGAAAUGAAAUUGGCUUGCUGCUCUUGUGUUGCUGAAGAAAGCGUAAAUAACGUGGACACUGUAACAAACAACUAUUGACACACCUGCUCACUGCCGGCACAUGACGGACACGUGUGUGAUUCUACCGGGCUUCACUGAGCCGAUGGGAGGAUUUGGCCUUAGCUGAAGAUGACGGUGCUUUGUGCUGUCGGUCCAUCAUACAGGGAACAUCUGACUUUAUCUCGUGUUAGAAAACUGAUGAAAUCGAUCUUGCUAAACCUUGAAAGAGAUCUCACAUCGAAAUAGAAGACGUUGGUCAAAUUUAGCAGAGUAUUUUCAUUUCAAACUUGACUUUCCUCCGAGUAGAGUGACAGGAGGCUUCAAACUCCCAACAUUGUGAAAAACAAAUGCCUUCCACUUGCACACUUUUUUUGAAAACGUUUGGAUUGUUCCCAUGUGUUCUUUUUGCCUUGUUUCUGUUCAUGUUACCGGUUUCCUUUUUCCAUGAGAAGACCUGGAUGUUGAGAUUCCUUGAGACCGUUUAUGUACAGCUUGUAUGUAUCUAAAGUAUUUUUACUAUAAAUAAAGAUGGAAAAUAA